CGGCCGGAGCAGCGCACGCUCCACUCGACGGCCGCGGUGACAGCGAGAUCAGCGGGAUGCACAGUGACAUCGCCGAGCAGCCGCACGAGAGAGGGGGCCGUUCCCACGCGACUGGCACCGCGGCGAGAGGGCAGCCGCAGCGGCGCGCAGAGCUGCGUGUCACGUGCGCGGCAGCCGUCGGGCGUGCGACUCCUUGGCCGCUUCUCAGCCCUCUCACCCAACUUCGCCGCGCCCGCUGCCCGCCGCCGCCCGGCGCUGCUUGAGGCACCGCGCCCGCGUCUCUGCUCCCUACCAACCCCCACCCACCUCAAGUCACUCUCAUCUUGUGAGCAUGCCGCCUCCGACACUUGCUCGCGCGCAUGCACUCGCACACACCCGUGCACCCGUGCGCCUCUCGUCGCCUGGCGCACGCCGCCGCGCCUGCUGCCGCGCCGCGCGCCGGUGCGGCGUGGCAUGGCUGCGACGGCUGGAGCAGCAGGGGCGCAGGCGGACCAUCGCCGUGCGCAGAGGCCGCAGCGCGCCGUCCCGGCAUAGGGUGUGCUGGCUUUUGCUCGCUGUCGAGCAGCGGCUGCGGCCUGUGCAGCGCGGCCUGGGCGCGCAGCAAUGGGCGAGGGAGAGGAUCGGCAUGGGCGGCGGCAGGCGCAGCAGGAGCGAGAUGCAGCGAGACAGCACCGGCAUCGGGCGAGGGACAGCGCUGCUGUCGGUGCUGCCACGCUCUCGUCCGCCCUGAGUGCCGGCCAAGGGCUGCUGAGAUGUGCUGCGAUGAGUAGUCGGUAGCCGGCGCAGCAUGGCUGACAUUGCGCUCGC
Molecule: messenger RNA, 807 nt
Organism: Tilletiopsis washingtonensis
Lineage: Eukaryota; Fungi; Basidiomycota; Exobasidiomycetes; Entylomatales
Exons: 1
Coding region: 360-770 (136 amino acids)
Source: RefSeq, a predicted model, not a curated record